Molecule: messenger RNA, 1970 nt
Organism: Durusdinium trenchii
Lineage: Eukaryota; Dinophyceae; Suessiales; Symbiodiniaceae
Source: the annotation of a GenBank genome assembly
CGUGCACUAAAUCCAACGGUGCGGUUGCGCUUCGCUCGCCGGUUAGGCGGUGCGGAGAGUUGCGCUUCGCUCCUUGACAUCUGGCCUUCCAUCGAAAAGCCGCCAUGUCGGCCCUUCCGUCGGAAGCUGCCAUCUUCAUCGGUCUAGCUGGAGGCGUGCAGGUGCUCUUCCUGUGGAGCACGUGCUCAUUCUUGGUGAGGCACCUGGCAGAGAUCAGGAGAUUUGGGGCCUUUCUUCGCGAGGCAUGCACAAGAGCAAGGGCAAAUGUGAACGGCCAGAGCACGGCAGAUGAUUUCGAGGAGCUCGUCUUGCACGAGAUGCAGCGACGAAGGAGCCGCCUUGCGGGCGGCCUCAUCGGGAUGUAUGCUGUCGUUUGCUGCGGAUUCAUGCUCACCUUUCAGCUCAGAGUGGAGGAGGAUUGGUUGCCCAUGAUCAGCUGGGGCUGCCUUGCGCAUGCCUCCUGCCUCACGCUUUGCUUGUGGAUUCCCGCGCUGAUGAAGUGGGAUCUCUUCUAUGUGCUUUUCUGCUGGUCUUGCCUUUUCUACCUGAGUCCCUUGGUCUCAGAGCCUUUGCAAUACCUGGAGAUCUCUUGGGCCUUUCUGCUGGUCCUGCGCAUCCCUUUGGCAAUCAUACCGAGAAAGAUCCUCUCACCGUUCCUGUGCAACCUGGGUUUUUGGCUGAUGCUUUUGGCACGGCUUCUGAUGGAUGACUGGAGUUUGGCGGAAUCCCUCACUACAGGCCUUGUGGCCAUGGAACUUGUGGGGAGUCUUCUCGUCAUGGGGGCCGCCCUGCUGGUCGACGCCUUUCUCCGGACAAGCGCCAAGCAGGACUUGCAGACAGGGGGCUUUUCGCAGCUGUCCCAACAGUUGAACGCUGCCACCUCUUUGCUGCAUUUGGCAUGCGAUGCCGUCGUGGAGUUGGAUGCCAAUCUUCGCUUGACGAAACACUCCCCCGAGUUGGCCGCCAUGCUCUUGCGGGAUUUCCAAGGUGCUUCCUUGGCCGGCAUGGGAUUGACCGACCUGAUGCCCGACCGGGACGCUGCGCGGGCGAUGACGCACCUGGUGGACUUCCGCAGCACCAGCAGUUCAAGCCAGCAGCCGACCUCUUUACGGAAGAGCGCUCACGCCUUCCAGAGUCGCUUGGUGGACAGCGGCGCCACGAAGAUCUCUGUGGAGAUCUUCCAAGUGAUGUAUCGACCGGUAGGCGGUGAGACCUGUCACCUGGUAGGCAUCAAGGACAUCACGGACACCCAAGCCCAAGCCCCCAGCGUCAGCGAGGGCAGUGAAAGUGGCCAUCAUCUACAGGACCAGUUCAGUGGUUCCGGCAGGAGCCCAGAAUGGGAAAGAUCCCAGCAAGCGAGGGUUUGCUUGGACCUGGAUGUUGACCUCCUGACCGUGGUUGCUGCCACAGCCCCAUUGACAGAGGUGGUGGGAAAGUCACUCAGGACGCUCUUCCCACAGAACAUUUGUAUGCUCAUGCAGCGGAUUUCCCAAGAGGGUCGCUUGUUCCUGGAACGCAACGAGCCGCUGCCAAGUCGGGCCUUCUCCUUUGACGAGCUGCCCCUGAAAUUGGACGAGAAAACUGAGACCAUUUCAGGGCACAUGCAGCUGGCCAAGAACGCCACGGAGCAGGUGCAUGUCUUGAUGUUCUUCCACUGCACUGGACCGGAUCCGCGGCACUCGUCUCGCUCCACCUCGCGCUCGAUCUCGCCCCUCUCCCCGCGCACGCCCCUCUCCACGGGUUCGCUCUCGCCCGUGAGCCCCAUGAGCCCCCGCAGCUCCCAACGGGUCUCCCGGCGCCGGGAACGGAGCGAUUCCCGGGAGCGGCGCAGCGGCUCCGCGGCGGAAGGCGUCAGCCGAGGAUCAGGGAGAAUGUUGCAGCUCUGAGUGCACCAAAAAUGGUGUCAGGAUGAGUCUCAUUGAGUCUCACAGUCAAGGGGUGUGGACGUGUGUGGAUUGGUGUGGUGUCCC